CCGCCCUCCCGCGGCUUGUCCUUUCGAGAUCUGGCCCCGGGAAAGCCGCCUGCUCACCUGGUCAGCAUCCGCAGCAAACAUGACCUUCUUUGACGGCAUCUACCCCUUCUACCCCCAGUCCAAGAAGCCCUUCGUCUUUGAUGUGGACCUCAUCAUUGUCAUCAUUGUCUUCCUGGUCAUCGCCUUCAGCUUCUUGCUUAUCCUGCCUGGAAUCCGAGGCAGAGCGAGGCUGUAUUGGCUUGUUCGGGUCAUCUCAAGCCUCUUUAUUGGAGGAGUGAUUGUUGCUGUUCACUUCUCCUCUGACUGGCAAACCGGGAAAGUGGCAGCCAACACCACCUACAAGUCCUUCAGCUCCGCCAUGGUCCAUGCUGACAUUGGACUGCAUGUUGGCUUGUCGGGAGUCAACAUCACUCUGGUUGGGAAACCCGUGGAGCAGCUCAACGAAACCAUCAAUUAUAACGAAGAGUUCUCUUGGAGGUUCGGGACCGACUACAACAAACAGUUUGAAGAGGGGCUGCAGCGGGGGUUGCCCAGGCCCAUCCUGUACGUGGCCGAGAAGUUCACCGACCACAGCCCCUGCGGCUUGAACAAGGACUACCGCAUAGCGGGUCACUACGCAUCGGCAACUCUCUGGGUGGCCUUCUGUGCGUGGCUCAUCUCCAACAUGCUCUUCUCCAUGCCGGUCCCGGUUUAUGGCGGCUUCAUGCUUCUCGUCACGGGAGCCUUCCUCAUCUUCGCGCUCCUGUCCUUCUCCACGGGGAGGAACGCCUGGUGUGCCAUCCAGUUUGGGUUGGCAUCCCUGCAGCUGGCCUACGGGGCAUCCUUCUGGCUCACUCUGGCCGCCGGCCUCUUCUGCUUCCUUGUUGGCUUUGUGGUGAUUGCCCUGCACUUUAUCCAGCCCAACCUUCUGAAAGCGUUCUUUGACCUGGCUGAGGAUGAAGAGGAUGAUGAAGGCAUCCUGGGCGAGGUGUACGUCAACCCCUACUUCCACCAGACCCAGACGCUUUCUUCUCAGCCCGAUUUCAAACUGACCUUCAAGAACAGCUAAAGCCAGACUUGACCCUGGGACUUGCUUGAAAGGGCUCUUUCAAGAAGGACAUGGAAGUCGCGAUGUCCUGGCCAAGCCGCUGAGAAGUAAUGAGGCCCUCUUGCGAACUGACGUCAAACGUGGCCACUUGGUGCCAUCGUAGGCUUUUGAUAGGACAACCUCAUGAAUGCAUUGUUUGGGUCCAAAGAACACUCAGGAAACGCUUCUCUCGAAGGAUCUGGUGCCGAUGCCAGCCACCCCAGGAAAGGAGUGGUGCCAGGAAGAGAGAUGGUCCUAAUGUUAGCAGGAGGGGAGUACUCACAGUAGACCCCAUUGGGGUGGUGGCACCCUGUUUGCUAGGGUUCCUCUUGGCUGCCACUCAGGGCCUUUCGUAUCAUUAGAUAGAGAGAGAAGCAAAUGCUUUGGCAGAUAGCAAAAGGGGAAGGAAGAUAUGGAUGCCAUGUACAGUGGGCAACCUGCCCUUGGCUUGGGGCACUCAGGAGCCCUGGAAGAUGCUGUCCUGUCCCAACAAAACUCUGAUCCAAACUUACCAGGGAGCUUCUGUAGCUUGGUCUCAAGGCUGGUUCUGUUGGAUGGAGAUCCUUUCUCGUGCCAUGGACCCAACUGAAUAUUUAUUUUAUUUGACUUAGCUGACUCUGAGAGGCUUUGGAGCAUACACAACCAACACAUCAAUAAGCAAUAAAAAAAAAGUGAGGGAGCAGAAAUGUUUAAUGGAAGGAAGCUAUUUCAUCUUUACAAAGUGGUCUCCAGCCAAAGGCCUUUGUCAAUCGGCUUCAUGUUAUUGGAAGGCACCAUAGAUGUAGAAAAGAAACCCCCCAAUCAUGCCUGUACAUCUGCAGAUUACCUUAGCCUACAUUUUAGGUUUUUCUCUUCAGUAUCUGGCUUAGCAAGGGACGCGGUGGCUCAGUGGCUAAGAUGCCGAGCUUGUCGAUGGAAAGGUCGGCAGUUCAGCGGUUCGAAUCCCUAGUGCCGCGUAAGGGGGUGAGCUCCCGUGACUUGUCCCAGCUUCUGCCAACCUAGCAGUUCGAAAGCACGUAAAAAAUGCAAGUAGAAAAAUAGGGACCACCUUUGGUGGGAAGGGAACAGCGUUCCAUGCCCCUUUGGCAUUGAGUCAUGCCGGCCACAUGAUCACGGAGACGUCUUCAGACAGCGCUGGCUCUUCGGCUUUGAAACGGAGAUGAGCACCGCCCCUUAGAGUCUGGAAUGACUAGCACAUAUAUGCGAGGGGAACCUUUACCUUUUACCUUAUCUGGCUUAGCAGAUAGUGUGGAGGCAACAUACUGUACAUGUUGGAGCUGAAUCCUCCUUCUCUUCCUUAGGAGCUAAGCAUUCUAGCCACAAACAGAAGAUUUGGAGUUGAGGGCUGGGUUAAAUAUUCAUCGCGAAGCAUUAGCAACAUGUACCUUUGGAGGAAUAUCAUGCUUGAUUACGAUCCCUGUUUUAUUCUGUUAAAAGUCUUUCUAGGUGCCUCCAAGCAGAGUGUCCUGGCUCCCAGUCAGGUGGGCUUUUCAAGCUACCUAUGGGGUAACUACACACCUCUCUGGCUGUUGUAGCUAAUCUUGUGUUCUUCUGGGCUGAGCACAGCUCCCCUAGGAAGCACUUAGGAAGCAGAUAAGGUACCUUAGGCAAUUUCGUCACAGACCUGGGUGUAGCUUUUGUUGUGUUUUGCCAACAGCAUUGUACUGUAGAUAUAUUAUUUAUUAAUAAAAUUCUGGAAAC
This is a messenger RNA of Pantherophis guttatus, 2767 nucleotides long. The record is from RefSeq and is a predicted model, not a curated record. Lineage: Eukaryota; Metazoa; Chordata; Lepidosauria; Squamata; Colubridae.